AGCCACGCCCCUGCAGGGGUAGCACCGCAUCAGUUCUGCGGCUCUAUACGGGACACGACGCAGAAAACGAGAGAGGGAAAAGCAGACAGGAAAGAAAAGAAAGACUGACAGUGGUGCCAAGAGCGACAGAAUAGAAACAGGCGGAGAGAGAGAGAAGGGUCGAGUGCUUUGAGAGACGGGAGUGAUGACAGCGGCGGUGUUUUGCGGGGCUUUGCUGAUGCUGGCUCUGGCCUCGGGCGGGGAUGCUGCGGAGGAAGGAGGAAUCUCGUUUGAGUACCACCGAUACGAGGAGAUGCGGAAAGCGCUGGUGUCCGUGUGGCUGCAGUGCCCCUCCAUCACCCGCAUCUACACGGUGGGGGAGAGUUACGAGGGCCGAGAGCUUCUGGUGCUGGAGAUGAGCGACAACCCUGGGAUCCACGAGCCUGGUGAGCCGGAGUUUAAGUACAUUGGGAACAUGCACGGUAAUGAGGCCGUGGGCAGAGAGCUGCUCAUCUAUCUGGCUCAGUAUCUCUGUAAUGAGUACCAGGAGGGCAACGACACCAUCAUCGACCUGAUCCACUCCACACGCAUUCACAUCAUGCCCUCCAUGAAUCCUGACGGCUUUGAGAAAGCAGCCUCACAGGUAAACACACACACCUUACACAAGAAGAAGAAUAUAAAAAGAAUAUCAACAGAAUGCAGUUCAGUAUCUCUUCAUAAACUGUUGAUGAUGAAGAGAAUCGCAUUUAGAACUGUAAAACAAGACAGACGACCAUAUUCUGCUAAGUACAUACACGUUUGGAACAAAUUAAAAUUUUUGAAGGGGAUUGAUCUGAACCGGAACUUUCCAGAUCUUGAUCGCAUCGUCUACAUGAAUGAAAAAGAGGGUGGAUCUAACAACCAUCUCCUGAAAAACAUGAAGAAAGCUGUGGAUGAAAACACCAAGCUGGCACCAGAAACAAAGGCUGUCAUUCACUGGAUUAUGGAUAUUCCAUUUGUCUUGUCAGCCAAUCUGCAUGGAGGAGACGUGGUGGCCAAUUACCCAUAUGAUGAGACACGCAGUGGUUCUACUCAUGAAUAUAGUGCUAGUCCAGAUGAUCUGGUGUUUAAGACUUUGGCUAAGGCCUACUCCAGCUAUAACCCAGUGAUGUCCGACCCAAACCGGCCGGCAUGCCGCAAGAAUGAUGAUGACUCCAGCUUCAAAGAGGGCAUCACUAACGGAGGAGCCUGGUACAGUGUGCCUGGAGGUAUGCAGGACUUUAACUAUCUUAGCAGCAAUUGUUUUGAGAUCACUCUGGAGCUGAGCUGUGAUAAGUUUCCUCCUGAGGACGCACUCAAGCAGUACUGGGACCAGAACCGUAACUCACUGGUCAACUACAUAGAGCAGGUUCACAGAGGAGUGGCGGGAUUUGUUCGUGAUCUCCAAGGAAACCCCAUCUCAAACACUUCUAUUUCCGUUGAAGGAAUUGACCACGAUAUCACCACAGCUAAGGAUGGCGAUUACUGGCGCUUGUUGGGUCCUGGUAACUACAAAGUGUCAGCAUCUGCUCCUGGGUACCUCACUGUGGUCAAGAAAGUCGCUGUUUCGCAUAGCCCUGCCACACGGCUGGAUUUUGAGCUGGAAUCGCUGGAAGAGAGGAAGGAGGAAGAGAAGGAGGAGCUCAUGGAUUGGUGGAAGAUGAUGUCAGAGACACUCAACUUCUAACUUACCUGAGGCGGGGGCCAUCACAAGCAUUAUGGGUGUAAAAUAUUUAUUGUUGCUGUAUGUGUGUGCUCAUCAACUUAAAAUAGCAUAAUUCAGUUUAUUGGUUUGUUUUGAUCGUUUUGCAUUAGAGGUACUGCAUUUUACCAUUUAUAACAGCCAUAUGUACAUUAAGCCAUUCAUACAUGUUAACAAAGACAGCCAGUGUUAAAGCUGGUCUAAAUAUUUGCAUAUAUGGUUAUCCUUGUAAAUAUGGAUGAAUAUAUGUAUCUCCACUAAGUGAAAUGCUAUGUAGGUCUGGUGAAGUGCCCCUAAAGU
This is a messenger RNA of Sinocyclocheilus rhinocerous, 1999 nucleotides long. Its product is annotated as carboxypeptidase E-like. Lineage: Eukaryota; Metazoa; Chordata; Actinopteri; Cypriniformes; Cyprinidae. Gene Ontology annotation, molecular function: zinc ion binding; metallocarboxypeptidase activity. The coding region runs from base 185 to 1684 and encodes 499 amino acids. Gene Ontology annotation, biological process: peptide metabolic process; protein processing. The record is from RefSeq and is a predicted model, not a curated record. The transcript has 9 exons.